UUUGCUGUUUUCACACUGCCCUGGGGCUUGGAGGAAGAAGAGUUUCUCACGAAUCCUCUGGGCCUCAGGCAGUCCCUUCCCCCCACUGGGCCCUCAUGUUUCCAUCAACUGGCAGAAAGUAGAGCGUGGCCCCACCACUUCACAUUGGGAGCGCCAACAGCUGAGUAAGAAAGAGCACGUCUCCUGCAGUGGGCAUCGUGGCCACCCCAGUAAACCAAAUCUGAUGCUUUUGAACCUUAUACCAACUCAGCCUGGAAUUUCAGGUGAAGAGAGAAAGGCCAGUUCAUCUUCCCUGGCUUUGUGGUACUCCUGACAAUCUUCCUGGUCAUCAUAGCUGCCUGUAUCCUAUGGAGCUGGAGAAAGCAGAAGAAGCGUGAGUCUGUGUGUGUCUCCAGUUAAGCUGCAGUAGGAUCAGUCUUCCAGCCCUGCAUUUAAACCCUGGGGAAAUUCCUAAUGGGAAGCCACCUCCCUCGAGUCCUAUGUCCUUUUCUGAUGCUCGGGUCCUAAUCUGUAGCCAUAGCAUAGAUCUGAGUGCCGUUGAGAAGAUGUUGCUUUGGUGACCUUGAGUCCUGUUCCCUCUUCCUGCCUCUGCCCACUGAAUUCCUUGUCCUUUGGCUGAAUUGGAAAUAUAUCUUUGGAAAUAUAUCUUCGAUGAGAGUUGGUGAGGGUAGGGACUAUUGCUGGGGACUAUUGAUCCUGAGAGUUCCCCAUGGCCUGUGUUCUGACCUAUUCUCCCACUGUGUUUCAGGGCACGUUCCUUACUUCCAAGUAGCUCCAUCACUGACUCUGCCUCCAGCCAGACAGCGAACCAAAAAUAUUUAUGACUUCUUGCCCCGGCAACAGGCAGAGCUGGGGAGACAUCAGUCAAGUGGUUUCAGUACCGAGAGCCUCCUCUCCAGAGCAUCUGACAGCCCUGAGCCUGAGGCCCCCCGAGCCAGUAGUUCCCUUCAGAUGCAUAGAGUGUCCGUUCAUGCUGUGGAGUACACAGUAGGCAUCUACAACAAUGACACUGUGCCCCAGAUGUGUGGGCACCUGGCCUCCUCUGCACAUCACGUGUGUGUCAAAACUUCCAGAAAUAACCCCAGCAUUUCUUCCAAGGAGUCAAACGAUUAUGUCAAUAUCCCCACAGCAGAGGACUCCAGUGAGACUCUACCUCGCACCGAAAGCACUCCUGAAUAUCUCCUUGGUCUUCCAAGUGCCCAGCAGCUGGAGUUUGCCAAAGGAGGGCACGCAGGCUGUGAGAAUGCCACUGACCACACUGGUUUGUGGGCUCCAGGACCCAAGUGCAGUGAUUCACUCAGUGACAGUGACAACUCAUCUCAGACUUCAAAUGACUACAUUAAUAUGACAGGGUUGGAUCUUGAGGACACCCAAGAGAAUCAGCCCAGGGGAGCUUUUCAGUGCUGCAGAGAUUAUGAAAAUGUCCCAUCAGUAGAUACCAAUGAAAGCCAGCUGCAAACUCUGGAAGAAGUGACAUCGUCAACUACAGACCAUUCGGAUCCUGUCUGGAGGACCCUAUCUUCAGUGUAUUAUAUGGCAUUUCAGCUGUCUGCACAGAGCAAGGACAGUGCCAUGGUCCAUAGAGAAGAGCAGUCAAGUGAAGAAUCUAGUGACUAUGAGAAUGUGCUGGUUGCCGAGUUAGAAGGCAGGGACUGGAAACAGGGAUCUGGCACUCGGCAUCCUUCUGAUGAAGGAACACCAGGUGACUUAGCUGGAAAGCCUUGUGAGGAGGCCUACACUGCUGGGUCUUUAGCCACUGAAACAUCUGGUGAAGAUGACUGAAUGCCCUAGCAUCGUGGGACUCACUUGGUUAGGCUGAGGAGGCCCAAGAGAAACAGGGCACUAACAGUCUUCCGAAAAGCAAAAAUUUAGGAAGUCCAGAGAAUUCUUCUUGAUCAAGAUUGCUGUUAGCUCUCAGGCCAACUGAAGAAAAUUAGUGACACUAUGUUAUGGGGACAUUGGGGGCAGGGAGGCACAUAGCACUUAGAGUGGAAGCAUGACGUGUUAGGAAAUAAUCACUAUCACAAACUCCAGCUGCCUGCCAAGCAGGAGAGUAGAUUAUUCUAUGGCCUGGGCAGGUCAAAAGGAGGAGCAGGCUGGGGUAGGGUGGGCAAUUUCCAGCUUAAGAAGAGCUGGCAAGGGUGUAGAACUACAGGAGCCCUGUCGCUGCUGGUGGAUUACAAAUCAGAUAUCCUGCCAUAGGAGCUGUCCAUUUCACCCUUACAUUGAAACUACUUUUAACCUAUACUAGAGUUGUACAAAUAAGUUAACCUGUUGUAGAUAAGGAGGGGCAGGUUCCCUUUAAACUGUUUUUAUUUUAUUAGCCUGAGUGAUAUAUGGCCGUUUUCUUUUUCUUUAACUUUUGAUUCUCUGUGAAGUCACAUCAUGCACCUCAAUGCCAUUCGUCUCCCCAUCCCUCUCUAUCUGCCCUCAGCCCUUGCAACAUCCCCAGCAAAAGAAAAUAAAAAACAAAUUUAAAAAAAU
Grammomys surdaster is the source of this 2484-nucleotide messenger RNA. RefSeq names its product lymphocyte transmembrane adaptor 1 (gene Lax1). The record is from RefSeq and is a predicted model, not a curated record. NCBI's taxonomy places the organism in Eukaryota, Metazoa, Chordata, Mammalia, Rodentia, Muridae. The transcript is spliced from 4 exons. The coding region runs from base 652 to 1782 and encodes 376 amino acids. Gene Ontology annotation, biological process: negative regulation of T cell activation; lymphocyte activation; intracellular signal transduction. Gene Ontology annotation, cellular component: plasma membrane.